CUUAGGAGCUUGGUAGAAGUGGCCUAACACGAGACCUAGACACACGUCGCCAGCGUCCUUAACAUUUUCGAUAAAGUCCAGAUAACGAAGUGAACUUUAUAAUGUCUGUAAUAAAUGAUAAGAAAAUGGCAUCUUCUAACGCGGAGUUACAAGAAAGGAGCAAACUGUACUAUAAGUUUACGAAGGUACUGACCCUGAAGGUUGCACAAAUAGUGGUUCAGAGCAGGCAAGGGAAAAAAAUAACCCACGAAUGUAAUGCCAAGUUUCCGGACAACGGAGUGGAGUCUUCGCCGCAAUGGUUCAAUCUAUCAAUCCCCGACGAGCCAGGCGUGACGGAAGACACGAAGCGAGUCCUCAACGGCGAAGUGGUGGACGCACUUACCAAAGUCCUUUGCAUCGAGAUCUCUUUACACACCGUCGAUGGAGACGAUAUGGUGCUGGAACUAUGGACGGUCAAGCUGUCUCCUGGCAGCGAGGUCUGCUCACCUUCCACCGUGUAUUACCGCAUGAGUGUCAUGCUGAAGUCUACCCUGACUAUAUCGAGGAUAACCCCGGCGUAUAAGCUCUCGAGGUCACAGCAUAAUGAGUCCUAUAAGAUUUCCCAUAAGAUCUAUGGCGGGGAACCUGAUUAUGAUAUUUUAGGCGAAAAACGCAAGACGGUGAAAGUGAGCGAGCUACACACGCCGAUAGGAACGUUAAUGAUAGAGGUGGUGUACCGGACGAAGAUGACGUUCAUGCCGGAGACUAGACAGAAGAUUGAGUACGAAGCCUCACCAGCCACUACCGGGAUCAUGGUGAAGAGUGACCAUUUUUACACUGAGAGUCCCAAAAAAAACCGCAACGAGAAGAAAGAGUUAGACCUCUCGAAGCCGUUGACUGCUGGCGCGUUUGUCGACCAGAAGAAGAUCCAGGAGUUACACAAGACCCUCAGUGAGCAACUGCCUCCGGAGCCGCCCAUGGCCUGGCUGCUUGCUGAGAAGGAGAAGAUGGAAAAUAAAAUGAAAGCGCUAACGAUAUCAGACCACGAGAACGCGAACAAACCCAGCUGCAGUACUAGUGUGCCGACUUCCUCCGCUCAUGCCGUCAGCCGCGCCAUCGAAGUGCCCAAGCCUAAGAACGGAGACAGAUACUCUGGGCUUAUGGAGUUUCCCUUCGCCGAUGGCAGCCCAAUAGCAGAGCUAGCGAAUUUCUACCAAGAAUGCUUGCAAGCCCGAUCCAUAAGCGACGAAUGGACGGACAUUGUGAUCGAAGCUUCUGGAACCGACUCCGAAUCUUUGUCCAAACAACUGAAGAUGUUCGAAGACGCUGUCCCCGAGUUCGAUAACAUGGUAGCAUCCAUGUUCAGUAACUCGGAAGGAUCAGACCGCUCUUAAAUGGCCCGUAAGACUGUUGAAUGAUAUUAGAGUAAGGAGCAGUGCGAAUGGUAUAUAUGUAUAUGAAUAUACAGAUUUUUUAAUGUGUUGCGUAUUGCUAAAUAUACAGCUAAGUCUUUUACGGGGUGUCUCAAAAAUCAGAACUGGUAUAAUUUGUUACCAGGUGUUUUGGACACUCUGUAUGUUUAAGAAAUGUAUAGGAGAGAAAUAUAGUUUUUCAUUGCCAUUUUAUACGGUUUUCCAUCACAAUAAUUAAAUAUUUUAAAUCAAGCGACUUUAUUUAAUUCGCACUGCAUUGAUUGAUAUCGCGUGGUGUUUGAGGGUUUGUAGAUAGAUUUAUAUUAUCAUGUUAUUACCAUUUUAUUGUAAGCGCCAUCUUCUUGUCUGACCUGAAACUGAAGUGUAGAGUAGUAUUGUUUGUCUAUGGUCCGGCGAUAUUCAACCUUCGCUGAUUUAGUCUAUGAUAAAAUAUCAACCAGUGAUAUCAAUUUUAUAGGCCUUAAAUGACUUUGAAAAUGGUUUUUUAACAGUUAUUUUGAAUUAAAAAUAAAAAAAAUUCCCGCAGUAUAACGGGAUUUUGUUGAUAAAUCAAACCACUCAUAAACCAGUUGUAUUGUAAUAGGUUUAAUUGUCCCUCCUCAGUCGACAAAAAACACUUAUCACGAAUGUUCUACAGUAAUUGCUAAAGUUCAACACAACACUUUGACCGCUCGUAUUCGGAUCCGAGAUGGAUCGGAGAUGGAUGCCGACCGUGCUAGCCGGGGGUGCGCUCAACUGCCCGAAACUGUUCCGAUGGAAGCAGUCCGUGCUAGUGGUCUCUUAUAGUCGUCGCGGGGGAAAGUUAAAAACCACAUAAAGACAAGCUAAUAAAUACGAAAUAUAUAUUAAAAAAAACGUUUAUCACAUGGUUUCUUUGUAGUAAAGGUUAUAGCACACAUGAACAGCACGGCACGGGUCAGCUCCAACCCAGUGCUUGUCAUUUCAAUUUGGCUCUUUAAUCAUAUCUCAUACUAACUUCUAUUCUUCUGCCAGCGGUUUCACCCGUAUCCUGUGGGAAUCUCUUCACAAAAUGGGCUAUGCAACACUGAAAUAAUUUUUCAAAUCAGACCAGUAAUCCAUGACGUUUGAUUGACUAGGUAGAGCUACUUUUAAUAAUGUAAAACUGUAUGUAUGCAUAAAAUUUUACUCGUGGGAUGAGUUGGUAAAAGUUGACCGAUUGGAAAUUAGCCACUUUACGAAUUUCGUCCUUUCAGGAAUUAGGCAUUUUACUACUUAGUCCUUUUGAGAAUUAGCCAUUUCGCGAAUUAGUCCUGUUGAGAAUUAGUUCAUUCGCGAAUUGAUGUUUUUGCGACUGUGUGCCAUUUUGCUAAUUAGGUAUUAUACGACUAAAUGGUCCCUGAAAUUAACGUGUUCAAACAAACUUCAGCUCAUUACCUAACAACAGCUAUGCCGUGCCUUGCCGUUCAAGUGUGCCAUUACCUUUAAUUUAUUGUACAGUUUCAACGGCCAACACUAUAUAGUGCAAAUUAGUGUAACUCACUUCACAAUGCUCAUACUUCGACUGAUGCUUCUAGGCUAGUUUUGUAUCAUAGAUAUAUAUUUAUACAUACAAAAAACGCAAAUUCUAACGAAUAUAUUGCUUAGUGCAAGCUUCUAAAUAUAAUCUUUUAAUAUACAGUACGUUUGUAUCUUUUCGCGUCUGAAGUUAGCGUUUGAUCGGCGAAGUGACUUUUCGGAAUAAAUUGUCUACUGCGUCAGCUUUAAUCUGAAUUCACUGGUAACAGAAACGUCCGUUUUUUUUUAAACUAGGCAAACUAUAAAAUUUAUGUAUGUAGGACCCCUGUCCACCUGACGUGGUUGGUUAACGCUGGCUCGCUCACGGCGCAUGCCCGAGACAGCGUGUAUCUACUUAGGUAUAGAUACAAACACUACAGUCACAAUAUGAUCCAUUAUUGAAGCACAGAAAAGGAUAAAAACGCUUAUUUAAACCAAAAAAUAACAGAACGCCACAUACGCUUCAAUCGUAAUUGAGUCGUUAUUGAAUCUAAGUCGAAUAGCAAUCGUAUGUCGCUUAAAUAAAAUUAGCAUAAUUGAGCUCCUGUUCGCUUUGAAACUUCUUUGUGAAAAUUCAUAAUAAGCAGUUGUUUUAUGAAAACUGACUGUUUCUGUUGUCGGUACAACUCGGACUUAGACGCAUCAAGAUAUAAUAACGUAGUGUAAUAAACUGCGGAUUGCUAUAACCGAUCCAUCCAUCGUCUCGCAAUUGAGAGAUUGAAUUUUGACAUUGGUUUCAUACAAAUUAUAUCAAACUAACUUCGGCUCGCGGAUUCGCCCGCAUAGAAUUCGGUUAUAUCGCGUUUCCAAGAGAAUUCCUCAAAAGUCCGGGAUAAAAACUAUCCUAUGUUCUUUCUCAAGGUCAACUCUAUAUCUGUACCAAACUUUAUUAAAAUCAAUUCAAUGGUUUACACGUGAAAGCGUAACAGACAGACAGACAGAGUUACUUUCGCAUUUAUAAUAUUAGUAGGGAUUUCAAUCUCUAAUUGAAAAACUGAAAUAUAGAUGGUUAUUGCAAUCCACAGUUUAAAGACAAAAGUAUCAAACGCGUACGAUAUAAUGUAACGUAUGUUCAAACCGCUUUAAAGUUUUAAAUAAUCGUUGAUUAGAUAAAUCUUUUUACUGGUGUUUGAAUCGAUUUAGUAAAAAUCGUAUGACAUUUUAUCGAUGUUCGUGGAUAUAAUAUAGAAUGUUAGGACUUGGAUAACGUAAGACUCAUUACAAGACUUGGUUGGAAAAGCGACUGACAUGAAUUUACUUUAUGAUAGUCGUGAGGGUUGUGCUGAGCGCGAUUUUAUCGAUAAACUUUAUCGAUAUGUUAAACACAACACUACUGAAUUAUAAACUUGAGUUCAUGUUUUAUCUACACGAAUUAGAGAAGAGACAGAUAUUAUCGAUAUAUCGAAUUGAGAACCUUCUUUUUGGGGAAGUCGGUAACAAAUAGAUGUUGUACCUACAUACGACAAUUUAAUUCAGAAGUAUUGUGAUUUACUUCUCGAUAAAGUUUUUUGUAAUAUUUCGCAUUCGGAUCUAAGAAGGCUUCACUCGAUAUUUGCACUAAUUACGUUUACACAUACAAUCACUCGUUCAAAGCGUUUGUGUAAAGUUUAUGCGCGUUCAUGUUACAUCAAAAAAAUAUUAUUCGAUUUAUAUACAUAUGUGAAAAAUUCUAAUAUUGUUUAUCGCUUUCGAAAGUAAAUAUGUAAAAAUAUAAUUAUUUCGCUCUUAAGGCUCAUCGGUAUGUACGAUAUAUAUCAUUAAUCAGUGUAAAUAUGAAAAAUAAGGUUAUAAUUUAUUUUGUAGAGGUCACUGUAGACUAAUUAUCAAUAUUAUCGAUUGUUGCUUAUUGAAACUUUUGUAGGGUUUUGUGUCGAGUAGUUUGUAAGAAAGAGUAACUUAAACAUGUAGAUUUACGUACUCUGUAUGCGGUUAUAGUGUAUUCGAUUUAUUCUUAUAAACUUCUGCCAAUACACAAAGUGGAAAAAGGUGGUUCGAAAACUGAUUCCUCAAACAAUUAGAAGUUUUUACAACUGAUAUAAAGUCAAAAGUGCUGUCGAUACAAACCCGAGAAGUGUCGGUCCGAUGUAGAACAAUUAUUCACAUAGAUGUUAAAAUUGAUAAAUCUUAACUUUUUUGGACCGCACAUUUUCAGAUUUGGAUCGAACGCAGUGUGAAACCAUUUAAAGUAUAUCUCUGCCUUAAAUAUCAAUUAAUAUAUGCUAGCAAUACUUCAGUAACUUUCUGCCUGUUUAUUCCACUUUAAUAAUUCUACUUUAUCAGACUUCCAUAAUGACAGAAUAGUUCUAGGUUUCUCUAAGCGCCCAUUCAAUAUAGCACGAUAAUAUUUAGUUAUAAAUAAAAUAAUCAUAGAACUUUAAAUAUACAUAACUCUAUGGCAUCAACAGAGGCCUUUUGCAACUGUAAAAAUUAUAGUGCGGUGUAGUUUCCAUUAAAUAAAAUAGUUCACAAUUUAAGUACAGUGCCUUCGAACCAACGACUGAGAUUGAACGUCUCAAAAAACGUGAUAAGUGCCAACUCUCGUUUUUGAUACAUUUUUAAACUGUAAGGGAUUGUUUCACUCCUUCGAAUAUAUAAAAUUCUGCAGGAAAUUAUAAUAUUUGCCAUAAAAACAAGGGGUGAAACAGACUGUACAAAUAGUCUCGCUUACCAUACAUAUGGCUAUGUAUACUCUAUUUGAGUCGGCGUUUAACUAAAGCUAACAAUCUUGAUAGUUUUUACACAAAUAUAAUUUAAACAUAUAAUAAUACAAUAAAAUAAGCAUUAAAUUAACUGUUUUUAUUUUAAAAACAAUCAUAAAUACAAUGAUUUUCAGCCGUUUUUUAUUUUUUAAAGUUAUAUCAAGAUUGUACCUUUAGAUAAGUGCCUACUCCAGAGUAUAUUUAAUGUAUAGUGUUACAUUGCAUUUUAUUACAUUGGCAAAACAAAUGUAUAUAGUUUCGAUUUUAGUUGUAACCAAUCGUUUCGCUAGUCAAUCGUUUUGGUUAAAUUAAUGUAGUUUUUUUCAUCACAUAUUUUUUGUAUGUAAUUCAUAAGUUUUAUUAAGGCUACGCUUUCUUGUGAUGUUCAUAGAUAAAUAUAGAGUAUCUGGUGAGUGACCAAUACUCAGACCACAUAAAUCAAAAUAACUGGAAUCGACUGAUACUUUUGUGCUCGUGAAUAGCCUAAUCCCAGACGAUUCCAAUUACUUAUUAAAAUUGUAUGUUGGUACAGGUAAAUUCGUGAUACAACCCAUGAUUACAAACAACUUUCCCAAAUAAAAAUGUUUUAUUGUCAUCCUUAAUUUUAUCACAAUAAAUAAUGUAACAACUGUAUCAAACGUUGAACUUCGUGCUUCUUUGUUUUGAUAUUGUGAUUAAACUAAUGAGAAUAAGAAUAAGUUUCUUUGAGAUCGUCGUUUGUAAUUAUGAGUAGAAUCACGUGUUCAAGUAUUGGUCACGAAAUACAAAUCACCCUAUAUUAGUGCAUACCACAGUCUUUUGUAUAGGAUUUAAACCACACAGCAAAAAAAGUAAGUCCUGUCAAUAUAGCUGGCGGGAAAACAAUAAUUUUGCUUAAAAGCGUAGCCUUCAAUAUAAACUAAAACUGCGACGUUGAAGUCCAAAUUCUACCAAAGCGGAGUGUAGAAGCUUUUAACCUCUUGUAUGUCGCUAAUUAUAAAACAAUAGAAAAUCAACUGUAUCUCGUGUAUAUCUGCGCUCUGACAUACAACUGGUACAACCAAUACAUAUUUGAAUAACGAAAUUCUAUUGACAUACCGUCAGUUGCACAAAGCUCCAUUAAAGUUAAAUCUUCUUUAAAUCUAUUGCUGACUCUUUCUUUCUCAACAAGAUAAAAAGUGUCAGCAAUAGAUUUAAUGAAGCUUUGUGCAACUGACUGUUAGACUAUUGGUUGCCCAAAAACUGGCUUUGGUCCGCUUUGGUGGAGUCUGGUGUGAAUUAAUACAAUUUCAGCAGUAAAAAAAUCAACCUAAGUUAUUUCCUUUAUAAUUUUAGACUUUUUAGAAAAAAUCAAAUCCUGAAAUUGCAUUUUCAGUUUACGUUUUCAGUAACAAACAGAAAUUACAAAUCAUACAACAUAGUGUUGUUAUUUAUUAACUUUUUAAAUUAAGUUAUUGCUCACUAUAGUUUAAUAUUCCUUUUAACUUUUUCAUUGAAGUAAUGGGUUAGCCGCAGUAGGCUAAAGUUUUCAUAUAUUCUAGUAAUAGUUUUAAUGCGUUUUCAGUUUAUAAUAGUGUAGUUUUGUGGGAGUUAGUCAACACUGAGUCUAAGUAAUCGCCAUAUAAAUAGGUAUAUUCAUUAAGACACACUUAUCAUUAAUACUAAAUUCAUAUCUAAGACCAGAAGAAAUGUAUCGUCUUACUACAAAAACUUAAACGUCUGUUUUACACUUGUCUAAAAAAAUUAUGGCUGCAAAAUGAACCAUAUUUUAUGUCAACGUCAUAAUUUGUCAUUUUUUUAGACAAAUCUUAAACUGACGUUUAAAAGUUUUUGUGGUAAGACGGGUAGUGUUUAAAACUUUAAAACUAUUUGCAAGAAAUAAACCUCUAAGAUAAAACAUUACAUUUACUUCUGGCCUGGUAUGUUAAUACAUAUGUAUAUCAAAUAAUAAAUAGUCCGUCACGUACUUAUUUAAGCAAAACAUACUAUAAGUAUAAUAGUAUAGACUUCAGAUAUAUAAAAUCCUUACCUAACCAUUGUAUGUAUGUUAUCUACUAAUACCCAUUUUCACCGACCACAUAAACGCCAGUUUUUUUUUAUGAUCCCUCCCGCUGUGUGUUAGCAGCGCUGAGGGAGUGUCAGACUCUUACUGACUAAAAACCGUCGUGUCCCGUCAUAGGCCUUUUAUGUACCAGGGCCGCGGUAUCUCUUUCGAACAACCCGCAGCCCCGGCCUUGUAGGGGACCUAACUAAAGGUAUUUAAAUGAAGUGGACUGUAAAUACUUGUUUGCGUGUACACAGUUCUUUUAAGAAAACUGACGCUUACGUUAUGGUGAACUUGGGUUCAAUUUGUGAUAACUUUGCGAUUGCAUUUAAUACUACAGACCAUAUUUAUAACAAACUAAAAUAUAGAAUCCUAUCUUUUUGUGACACCAACUUUCUAGGUAAAUUGAUAAAACCAUGUGAAUGGAAUUUGGGAUGGCUAAUUUGCUGUUUUUACUUUAUAUCAAAUUUAUUAAAAGGCCUCUUACCAUAACUAGCAUAGACUGGUAUAAACCAUAGAUGUAAAAUAAAUGGAAGAUGCAUCACAUCUUUUAGACUUUAAUAUCCAGAGUGAAUGAGAUGUCUCUAAGAAGUCCUAAAUAGAGAAUUACUUGUCUUAAAUGUACCAUUGUCCAUACUUAAAACAUAACAUGUUACAGUUAAUCACUAUUAUGGACGCGCCAAUAUUAAAUUGUUAUUAUAUUAUACCUAACUUUGCUUUUAUAAAUUCCCCAAUUUAUAUGCCACUCUUUUUCGAUCAAUUACCGAUUCUAGUACAUCUUCCUUUUAGUUUAUAUCUAUGGAAUCACUCAUUAUGGCCGACAAUACAUUGACAAACAUCGAAAUAGCAAUAGUUUUAUAAUUACAUGACUUUAAGUUUUAAUUUAUCCUGGUAUAAGAUAGUGGGUUCUUAUGUAGAUUUUCCUAAACUUAUAAAGUAGAUGUAACGUAAUGGCAUUAUAAAUAAUGGAUAUAUUUUUCAUACGGAUGCAUCACUAUUUAUAUAAAGUCUGUUUCACAAUGCUCGGAUUAACAAUAUAUCCCAAAUUAAUGAUAAAAUUCGCUUUCAUAAUCAAAACAACCGAACAUUGUGAAAAAGAUAUAACAUUGUAUUCUUUGUGUGAAAUAACAAUUAUUUAAAGACAUUGUAUAAAAUCAUUUUACAGGAACAUUAUCAUCCCAUUUCCAAUAAUACCUAAGGGAAUUAAUUUAGAUGCAUAAUACAUAAACAUAAUUUUGGGUGUAUAUUUUUUCAUAUUACUUACGUAUUGUAAAUCGGUAUUCAAGGAUAGGUCUUGUCAUAAGGCCCUUGACCCUAAAUAAAAUUACAUACCUUAAAAAAAUUAUAUCACUGUCAACUUAAUACGAUUAAGGUUUAUUUUGAAUUCUAGUUGUCGACUGCAAUUGUCGACCGCACAUGACGCGACUGCAUGAAGUUGGCCGCAGUUGCACUACUGGUUUGUAUGUACAUAAAACUGUUUUGGGUCGAAGCGGCAACAGCAUAAUUAUGAAGUCGAUGUCAGAUCUCUGAUGUUGACUGAUGCUGACUUCAUGCAGUCACGGCAUAUGCAGUCGGCAGUUGCAGUCGACUCUAACAGCCUUACUACAAAAACUUAAACAUCUGUUGAACACCUAAACACACAAACAGACCUUUUUUCAACGUCAUAAUCUUAUUUUUUUUUUGUCAAGUGUUCAACAGACGUUUAAAAGUUUUUGUGGUACGACGGUAAGAAUUCAAAAUAGUAUACGUAUUUUUGUUGAAGGUUCGAUAUCUUCCACCAGAAAAGCUGAAAUUUUUUUCUACAUUAACCAUGUGUCGCUACCAGCUACGCGAGUCAGGUAGAAAUUGCUGUUAUAGUAAGUUCAACUCAGUCGUGCGCGCGGCCCUAUGUGUGGGUAACCCUUGUACAUAUACAGUGACUUUGUGUGCGUGACAAGAGGUACAGUCGGGUACAAAUACAGUUAUUUAGGGGUUGUAUACGGCUGUUUAAAGUACAGUUAUUACGUAAUUUAGUUUAUUUAUUUAUAAUGAUUCUGUAUCGCUACUUGAAAAAUCAAAUGAUGAUUUUUCGGAUUCGCUACUUUCACCAAUGUUAAUUAUAAAUUCUGACUCCAUGUCAAAAUGUCUAUAGUAUUCUUCUUUUUUCUUUUGUACAUGUCGACAAGUAUUACCCAACAUCCCUUCAUCAAUUUGACUUAAACGUUCAUUUAUGAGUUUCAUUAUUUCCGUCUUAUUUUGGUCGACAUUAUGCGAAGCAAUAUAAUUUUUUUAAAUUCCCCACACAUUUUGUUUCCAUUAUUAUACUAAAUUAUAGGUCUUUUUACAUUCUUAGUCCACACAUUUAUUUAUUGUCCGCGUACCCCGAGCUAGAAAAUAUGUAAGGAGUAUUUAAUUCAUCUUAGAUAUUUCACUUCAUUUAUUUCUUAGAUACUGUCAAUGUCAAUUUGAAAAGCCGUAUGAGAAAAUAAUGAUAAACUGUAAAAUGUAAUAAUAAAAAGCUUUGAAUGUUGUUUCA
Molecule: messenger RNA, 10164 nt
Organism: Helicoverpa armigera (cotton bollworm)
Lineage: Eukaryota; Metazoa; Arthropoda; Insecta; Lepidoptera; Noctuidae
Product: autophagy-related protein 13 homolog
Exons: 7
Coding region: 102-1373 (423 amino acids)
Biological process (GO): piecemeal microautophagy of the nucleus; mitophagy; autophagosome assembly
Cellular component (GO): cytosol; Atg1/ULK1 kinase complex; phagophore assembly site
Source: RefSeq, a predicted model, not a curated record